UGCAGUGGGAGGGCUGAGGCUUUUCUUCCUAGGCUGGUGUCAGGGGUGGAGGAACUAGGUCUGUUUUCUACGGACUGGUACAGAACCCAGCCGAGCCCUCAAAAGUAGCUCUUGCGUGAAAGGUGCCUCACAGCAGCCAUGGAGAAAAUCAAGCUAGCCGUGGAUCGGGCCCGGGCAGCUUUCAACACAGGGAAGACGCGUCCCUUGGAGUUCAGAAUCCAGCAGCUGUUGGCCCUCAAGAAGAUGAUAAAGGAGAAGGAAAAGGAAAUCGCGGCCGCCCUCAUGGCAGACCUCCACAAGAACGAGCUCAACGCUUUCAGCUACGAGAUUAUGGGCGCUCUGGGGGAGAUUGCUCUGAUGGUGGACAAACUCCCUGAAUGGGCUGCCCCUCAGUACGUGGAGAAGACCAUUAUGACGAUGACUGACGAGACCUACAUCCACCGUGAGCCGCUGGGUGUGGUCCUGGUCAUCGGGGCAUGGAACUACCCUUUCAUCCUCGUCAUACAGCCGCUUAUUGGGGCCAUCGCCGCAGGGAACGCUGUCGUGCUUAAGCCGUCCGAGGUCAGCGAACACACGGCCAAGCUCUUCGAAGAAAUCCUCCCCCAGUACCUGGACAAGGAGCUGUUCCCGGUCGUCAACGGAGGCGUUCCGGAGACCACAGAGCUUCUGAAACAGCGGUUUGACCACAUCCUCUACACAGGCAACAGCACAGUGGGGAAAAUCGUCAUGGAGGCUGCCGCCAAGCACCUGACACCUGUCACUCUCGAGCUGGGAGGGAAGAGCCCUUGUUACAUUGACAAAAACUGUGAUAUCGACAUGGCGUGCAGGCGGAUCACAUGGGGGAAAUUCAUGAAUUGCGGACAGACCUGCAUCGCCCCCGACUACAUUUUGUGCGACCCGUCCAUCCAAAACCAAAUAGUGGAGACUGUUAAGAAGACGCUGAAGGAAUUUUACGGCGAGGACAUGAAGAAAUCCCCGGACUACGAGAGGAUUGUGAACAAACGCCAUUUCAAGAGACUCAUUGGCCUCCUGGAAGGGCAGAAGAUCGCUUACGGCGGGGAAGCGGAUGAAUCCACGUGCUUCAUAGCACCAACCAUUCUCACGGACGUCAGCCGGGAAUCCAAGGUCAUGCAGGAGGAGAUCUUCGGCCCCAUCCUGCCCAUCGUCACCGUCAAGGGCCUGGACGACGCCAUCCAGUUCAUCAACCAGCGAGAGAAGCCCCUGGCCCUCUACGUCUUCGCCGACAACAAGAAGAUAAUCAAAAGGAUGAUUGCAGAGACUUCCAGCGGAGGGGUGACGGCCAAUGAUGUUCUGAUGCACUUUACUCUCCCUUGCUUCCCGUUUGGAGGCGUUGGUAACAGCGGGAUGGGGGCCUACCAUGGCCGGUACAGCUUUGAGACCUUCUCCCACAAACGCGCCUGCCUCGUCCGGGCCCUCAAGAUGGAAGCUGUCAACAACCUCCGCUACCCACCCAGCAGCCGCAAGAAGGUAGAUUGGGCCAAGUUCUUUGUCCUGCAGAAGUUCAACAAACGCAAGAUUGGACUCGCCCUCCUGGCAGUCUUGGGCAUCCUGGUGGCCGUCGUGGUCAAGAACGGCCGGGUUGGGCUAGGGAUUAAGACCUUGCUGGCUGCAGUGGCCACACAGAGAAUGUGGAACCUCGGUAGGAAGUGAUGAAACCCAUACUCAAAGCCGGUGCCGUUCGGGGGAGGUCGCGUUUUUCUGAGUCCAGGGUUCACCGACACCAUUGACGGAACAAGUCGUGUUAUACAAGCUGUUCUCACCGGGUUAAGGGGGCUGGUUGCUAAAGCACACUUCUGUAAGGAAUUUUGCCAUUUCUUUUUAAUCCUUAAACACACUAAAAAGUCAGGAGGAGGAUCUGAGCGACAGUCUGCGCCCACAGCCUCCCGCUGUAAACGAGGGCGUUUUAGGCAGCGAAACUGAAAAGCGCUGUCAAUAUUCUCGCUGCUGUUCUUGAAGGACUCUUCACACACACAAAAUAUGUCUGAGGUUUUUUAAAAAGAAAGAAGUGGCCUUGCUCUGUGCCAGAUGGGCUGAUACAUCAGUCCCCGUCUCACCUCUUUGGCUUAGGUUGUCUUUGAAAUAAUAAUCAAUAAUCAGAAACGAGGAACGUGAAAUGCUCCAAAAGGAGGCUGAAAUCAGAAUGGGGUUGUGGUUUUGGGAAGGAGUGCAAUUGUACAGAAAAUAAACAGAUGAAAGCCUUCGAUAAAUGGGGUGCUGGUCCCAAAUUAAAUAAUUAAACAAAUUAAAUAAUAAUGGGGCAUGGGGUGUAUAUUCCAGAAGGCCUACUUGCCCAUAUAAUGAGGCUAGUCCUCAUCCGCCUUUACUCCCCUUCAGAAGGGUAAAUUUCCUGGUGAAAAUUGGGACCCUUAAACCGCUUCUGUCCCAGAGUUGUCCACGCAGAAACAGCGACGGAUUUCUGUGCCUCCUUAGGAUUACAGAGAGGGUUAGGGUAUCGCCUGGCAGUUGUCCCGCUGCAAAAUGAAAGGGCGCUGUGCGAGAGAGCAGGCUAGUUUCCCGCCUGACUCUGUGCCAAAUACCUUCUUGUAUCUGGUGGAGGUGGAGAACCUCUGGGCCUCUGGAUUUUGCAGGACCCCUAGCUCCCAGUAUCCCUGACCAGGCUGCCUGGGGCUGAUCUGGAGCUGGGAGUCCUGCAGAAUCCAGAGGGGCUGCAGGCCAGCUGCCCAGUCUGAUUUGGCUUGCAAAGUGACACCAGCCCCGCGAAGCGGCCUUAGGGUGUGUUUGUGUGACCGAUUUCAGGCCGCACUCCUCGACGCCCAGAGGUGAGGAACCUGUGGCCUUCCAGAUGUCAACCCCAUCACAUUUAAAGCACUAUGAUGCCAUUUUCAAAAGUCAUGGCUCCCCCCCCCCAAAAAAAAUAUUAUGGGAGCUGUAGUUGGAUAAGGGUGCUGGGACUUGUUAGGAGAUUCCAAGUUCCCCUCCCAGAACUACAGUUCCCAGAGUUCACUGCAAAGAGGGAGGAGAAGAGAAAGGGUUUUGUUUUUUAAGAGAGAGGUUUCCGAGAUGGGUGUUUUAAUACAGCCUCUCCGCAACCUGGCAUCUUCCAAUAUGUUUUUGGACUACAAAAUCCAUCAGGUUGGCUGAGGCCGAUGGGACUUGUAGUCCCAACCCUCUGGAAGGCACCAGUGGAGGCUGGUCUGAUUCACUACAACUGACUCAUCCCAUUUCUGUGCUGGAAGGUGGAUUGAAUUCAACCAGAGCGAUCUAUAGAUUUGUUUCCAACUGACCUUUUCCAAGGACUUGUCUUCCUUUCAUUCUUUUCCCUUCAAAAUAAACACUUCUUACAUAAAGUAUUUUAGAUGCAGAGAACGAAAGAACUGACGUGAGUUUAGAAUUAUUAUCAAAAUAUUUUAUAUGGGAAGAUGGAUAUAUUUCUCUCUCUGUAUGUUUAAGAAAUGUGGGUGUAUCCUUGUAACUUACGCAAGCUGCAAAUAUAACAUGAUUAAACGAGAGUGGGUUGAA
Podarcis muralis (Common wall lizard) is the source of this 3501-nucleotide messenger RNA. RefSeq names its product aldehyde dehydrogenase 3 family member A2 (gene ALDH3A2). NCBI's taxonomy places the organism in Eukaryota, Metazoa, Chordata, Lepidosauria, Squamata, Lacertidae. Gene Ontology annotation, cellular component: cytoplasm. The record is from RefSeq and is a predicted model, not a curated record. Gene Ontology annotation, molecular function: 3-chloroallyl aldehyde dehydrogenase activity; aldehyde dehydrogenase (NAD+) activity. Gene Ontology annotation, biological process: aldehyde metabolic process.